GCCAGAGCGGACCUGCAGAGUGAACGUCACCGCUGCCUGAGGCUAGGGUCGCUCUGUUCACAACAGCGUGCACUACUGAGGGAGGCAGGGUCUGUGUUGCAGCACUGUGGUGCUGAGCUGUGUGGAGUGAGAGAGCACAUCAGGCUGUUCUCCAAACACUGGGACACCAGCAGGGCCCAGAUACUGCACUACUGCUGCACCGCCUCUACAGAGCGUGAUGGGCUACAGCAGGAAGUGGGCAGGACAGAGGCGGCGCUUGAGAGGCUGCAGGGGGAGGUCAGAGAACUGGGGGCAGGCCUGGUUGCCUGGCGAUUGCAGGCACAGACGCUGGAGAGCCAGGUCCAGAAUCAAGAAGUCCUGCAGAAACAGAAACAGCAGGCCUGCCUCCAUGUGCAGGUGCUGAAGCAGGAAGUGGAGAGUCUGAGGGAAGAGCUGCAGAAGAGUCACAAAGAGAGACAGCAUACAGAAGACCUGCUGGAGGCCAAGCAGAAGGGGGCAGAGGAAGCUCGCGCCUGCCAGCAGCAGCAGAGCGAAGAGCAGAGCGCCACCAUCCUGAGGCUCUCCCUACACCUUAGGGAGAAGGAGGAGAGCUGGUUGUCAUGCCAACGCCGAUGUGAAUCCUUGCAGCAAGAGCUGUUGGCGUGGCAACAGAAGGGGGCGGAGAUGACCCAGGGACUGGAGAGGGCGAAGGGCGAGAGGGAGGAGCUACAAACUGCCCUGGAGAUUACUCGCACACAAACCACUACACUACUGCAGGAGAGGGAGGCGCUAAAGAAUGCUCAAAGAGACGAGUUACAGGAGCUGGAGAGCACCUUUAGGAAGAGGCUGGAGGUCGUCGAGGAACAGAGGUCAAAGUUGGAGUGUGUGGUACAGCAACAGGCUGAGAAUCAGAGUCUUUUGGAGGAGGCUAAGAAGCAGGCAGCUCUGGGGCUCCACCUCGAGAGACAGAGCAACCUGGAACUUAUUAACAAACAUCAGACUGAACACCAGCAGCUCCAGGAGAAGUUUUGCGCAGCUAUAUCUGCUUUGGAGCAGCAAGUGCAUGAGCGGGAGGAGGAGAGGAGAUCCGCGCAUGCGGAGCGUCAGCAUAAGGCGCUAGAGCUCCAGCAGUUCAGAGAGGAGAUCGCCUCCCUGCAGGAGGAGAACGCUCUGCUGCAGGAGACGGUAAGGCGGGAAUGUGAGGAGAGAAGUGAGCUCACUGCUACCCUCUCCGAGGCCAGAGACCAGCUGAUGAAGCUCCAGAGGUCAGCCACAGACCCACGCGGCCCACAGGGUCCUGCCCAGCCCUCCCUCCCAGUCUUGGCCCCCGGACACGGACACCCGCCCGGGCGAGACACGCCAGCUGGGCGCCGGAUACCAGCCUCAUGGCAGGGGGCUUCGCAACCAACACCCGCCCUACCCAGACUUGACAAGCAGAGGACCAGGUCUAUCAGCCAGGGGCGCCAACGCGUCGCCGUGACGAUGGGCAGGAAGGACAUGUGCUGAGGAGGAGAAUGCAUAACAGUAGAGUCUGUGACAGGUGUGUGUGUGUGUGUGUGUGUGUGUGUGACAGUAAGCUUGUCAGUAGUGAGGAUAUUUUGCUACUGAUCUGUUUUUUUGUUUUUGUUUUUUGGGGCUUUUUUUAAGUAUGGCUUCUGGUUAGGGUUAAGUUUAAGUUUAGGGUUAAGAUUAGAGUAUGUCCUCAUCAUAAUACAUACUGCAUGAGCUUGCAUACAUUUAAAUUGUAGGCAGAUGCACACAGUACUAACUAACCUUCCUAUUACACUGAGAGCAUUUAUCAAGAACGCACACACCACAAGGGCAUCCGUCUGCAGCUCUCUGGAACAUAUGAAGCACACACACACACACACACACACUCACUCACUCACACUCUCUCUCUCUCUCUCUGAGGGACAGGAAAGAGCGUGACUAGUGAUCCCUAGCCAGCCACACAUCUAAACACUCCCCACCUCCCUGGGUACACAGAGGCACUCAUUAGCACACGCACGCACGCAUGCACGCACGCACGCACGCACCCACACAUUCGGACAAAAGCCUUGUGCAAGGUCUUUUUCCAUCCAUGAACACUCCUCUGACACACACCAGGACAUAACAGGUCAGCUCAAGCCUCCAUCUCAUAGUGCUGUAAUAGCCACACCCUCCCAUUAACACACGACCCACGAACCGUCACGCAGAUGCAACCACACACACUCACACACUGUCCACAGCAGCACCACUCUCCCGCCCCAUGUGAUUGACACAAGCUGCUACAUAAAUGAGGCCCCUGCCCCCACCUCUCUCUCUCUCUCUCUCUCUCUCUCUCUCGCUCUCUCUCUCCUUCCUAUGUUUCUCUGUUGGUGAGCUGGAAGAUGGUAUUGUAUGGAAGCCAUUACCUCUGAACAGCAACACACAUUUCUCUCUCCCUCUCCCCCUCACUUUAUUGUUUUCUCUCUCCUCACCUGCCCCUAUUCUCUUCCUCUCCUCUCAUUCAUCCCUCGUUCAUCCCUGUCCAGACACCCUGCUCACUCUCUGUGACCUUUUCAUAGAGGAGUUCGUAUUUUAGCUGCGCGAGUGUCUGUGCAGUCCUCUCAGAUAAUGUCUACCGACCAACUAACCGGGUCUUCAUGUAGUCCUGAUAAUCACAUACAUGUUUGUGAGCUGAUGUAGUCCCUGAUGAUGUCAGCGUGUGUGUGUGUGUGUGUGUGUGUGUGUGUGUGAGACUGUGCUGAACGUGAAACGUGAUUGUCAUGUUUGUCAUAAAGUCAGUUUUGGGACUUGCUGAGCUUGUAAAGAUGUUUGUGCAUUCCUUUGUCUUUUGUUGUCACGUGUGCCUUUGCUCAGUUCUCAGUUUGGCUAAACAAAGACCAUUGAUAAACACA
Molecule: messenger RNA, 2858 nt
Organism: Electrophorus electricus (electric eel)
Lineage: Eukaryota; Metazoa; Chordata; Actinopteri; Gymnotiformes; Gymnotidae
Gene: lekr1
Product: Leucine-, glutamate- and lysine-rich protein 1
Source: RefSeq, a predicted model, not a curated record